AUGGCUCCUCUCACUCCUCACUGGCAGCAGCCAUCCCACCCCGACAUCCAAAAAGUCGUCAUCCUCAACGAGGUCGAAUUCACCACCAAGAGCCUCUCGCGCGUGGCUCUGCCACCCUUUGCCCUCUUUGCCCGAUUUGACUUUCCACCGUGCACGGAAGCGGCGGAGCCCACGUAUGCCACGGUGCAAAUGGGACGCAAUAGACAUCUCAACCUCAACAGUGACCUGCUGUACAUUAACCACUCUUGCGAACCCUCUCUUAUUUUUGACACUGGCAACAAGAUUAUCAUUGCUGGACCCAAGGGCCUACAACCCGACGAUGAACUCACUUUUUUCUACCCCUCUACAGAAUGGGAAAUGUCGCAGCCUUUCCAGUGCCUCUGCGGUACGCCCACGUGCAAGGGCACCAUUGAUGGCGCCAAGAAUAUGACGUCGGCCCAGCUCGACGGCCUCUGGCUCUCCAAGCACAUUCGCGAGCUCCGCGCCGAGCAGGCCGCCACUGUCGGCAGCACAUCGCCCCCCUCACCUGCUGCCGACCCGACGACUGAGGCGCUGCAGAAUGCCAUUGACCAGGCCGAAAAGGUGGUCGAGGCCGCCCGCGCCGCGCUGCUGUCCUAUACCGGCACCGCCGGCCGCAAUGGCUCCCAGCUCCCCCGCAACGGCGGCGGCAAGGCCAAUGGCGUCGGCCGUCGCGGCGGUCCGACCUCGCGCGAGCUGAGCGGCGAAAUGGGCGGCGACACGGCCAUUCGCGCAUAG
Messenger RNA from Cordyceps militaris CM01, 756 nucleotides. Its product is annotated as galactose-proton symport, putative. Bases 1 to 756 code for a protein of 251 amino acids. The record is from RefSeq and is a predicted model, not a curated record. The transcript is spliced from 3 exons. Lineage: Eukaryota; Fungi; Ascomycota; Sordariomycetes; Hypocreales; Cordycipitaceae.